Sphaerodactylus townsendi is the source of this 8506-nucleotide messenger RNA. It is a transcript of the gene PREX2, whose product is annotated as phosphatidylinositol-3,4,5-trisphosphate dependent Rac exchange factor 2. Bases 350 to 5170 code for a protein of 1606 amino acids. Gene Ontology annotation, biological process: intracellular signal transduction. Gene Ontology annotation, molecular function: guanyl-nucleotide exchange factor activity; protein binding. The record is from RefSeq and is a predicted model, not a curated record. The transcript is spliced from 40 exons. NCBI's taxonomy places the organism in Eukaryota, Metazoa, Chordata, Lepidosauria, Squamata, Sphaerodactylidae.
GCCAACAAGGAGCCGGUGACCACUCACUUCCUUCAGGCUGGUCUCUCUUCCUUACUGGAAAAGGACAUUUGGGACUGAAAAGUUCAUUGCUUUUCUUCUAGCUUCUUCAACAGUGGGAGCUGAGAGAGUCUGCUUCACAGGCUGCCAGCCUCAGAACGGCAGCUUGUACCAUGGAACAGAGAGGGCUCUUUUGUUGUCCUUUCUGAACUUUUGUGCGGAUGCGGAGGAAACCCUGAAGCAUUUCCCCCGCCUUUCUCCGGGCAAACAGAAGAGCUAAAGGAGAAAGCUAAAAGAGAAGCGAGAAGGGUUUUUGUGUGUGUGUGUGGACAGGGUAGGGUGGGCUGGGACAAUGACAGAAGAAAGCAAAGGUGAAGGUAAAGGCGAAAGUGGGAAGGACCUGGAGAAGCAGCUGCGCCUAAGGGUGUGCGUUUUGAAUGAGCUGCUGAAGACGGAGCGUGACUAUGUGGGCACUCUGGAGUUUUUGGUGUCGGCAUUCUUUCACAGAAUGAUGCAAUGGGCUGCUUUCAAAGUUGAUAAAAAUGUUACGGAGGAAACAAUUAAGAUGUUGUUCUCAAAUAUUGAAGAUAUCCUUAAACUGCAUAAGGAUUUUCUGUCCAGUAUGGAGGAAUGUCUACGCCCUGAACCUAAUGCUCAACAAGAAGUGGGAACCUGCUUCCUUCGUUUUAAAGACAGAUUUCAUAUCUAUGAUGAAUACUGCAGUAACCAUGAGAAGGCACAGAAACUUUUGCUUGAACUCAACAAAAUAAGAACAGUACGGACUUUUCUGUUGAACUGCAUGCUGCUAGGAGGACGCAAAAAUACCGAUGUGCCAUUAGAAGGAUAUAUAGUGUCACCAAUCCAGAGAAUAUGCAAGUAUCCACUUCUUUUGAAGGAGCUGUUAAAGCGUACUCCAAAAAAGCACAGUGACUACUUUGCCUUAAUGGAAGCGCUCCAAGCCAUGAAAUCUGUCUGUUCCAACAUAAAUGAGGCAAAGAGACAGAUGGAAAAACUAGAGGUUUUAGAAGAAUGGCAGUCUCACAUUGAAGGAUGGGAGGGUUCCAACAUAACAGACACCUGCACAGAAAUGCUGAUUUAUGGAGUCUUGUUGAAAAUCUCUGCAGGAAAUAUUCAGGAAAGGGUGUUUUUUCUUUUUGACAAUCUUUUAGUCUACUGCAAAAGAAAACAUAGACGACUGAAGAACAGCAAAGCAUCCACAGAUGGACGCCGGUAUCUCUUCCGGGGCAGAAUAAACACAGAAGUGAUGGAGGUGGAAAAUGUAGAUGAUGGUACAGCUGACUACCACAGCAGUGGCCAUAUUGUUAUAAAUGGUUGGAAGAUACACAACACUGCAAAGAACAAAUGGUUUGUGUGUAUGGCCAAAACAGCUGAAGAAAAGCAGGAAUGGCUGGAGGCUAUUCUGAAAGAAAGAGAGAGAAGAAAAGGGCUAAAACUAGGCAUGGAACAAGACACUUGGGCAAUGAUCUCUGAACAAGGAGAGAAACUGUACAAAAUGAUGUGCAGGCAGGGGAACCUGAUCAAAGAUCGAAAGAGAAAAUUAACUACCUUCCCCAAAUGUUUCCUUGGGAGUGAAUUUGUAUCUUGGUUGCUGGAGAUUGGAGAGAUUCACAGAGCUGAAGAAGGUGUUCAUCUUGGCCAGGCUUUGCUAGAGAAUGGCAUUAUCCACCAUGUUACUGAUAAGCAUCAGUUCAAGCCUGAGCACAUGUUGUAUAGAUUUCGCUAUGAUGACGGCACAUACUACCCAAGAAGUGAAAUGCAGGAUGUAAUUUCCAAGGGAGUAAGAUUGUAUUGUCGUCUGCACAGUCUAUUUACUCCAGUGGUCAGAGAUAAAGAUUAUCAUCUAAGGACCUACAAAUCUGUAGUGAUGGCUAAUAAAUUGAUAGACUGGCUAAUUGCUCAGGGGGAUUGCAGAACAAGAGAAGAAGCAAUGAUUUUUGGAACAGGACUUUGUGAUAAUGGAUUUAUGCACCAUGUACUGGAGAAAAGUGAGUUCAAAGAUGAACCUCUGCUCUUUCGUUUUUUCGCGGAUGAAGAAAUGGAAGGCUCAAACAUGAAGCACAGACUCAUGAAACAUGAUUUAAAAGUAGUGGAAAAUGUAAUAGCCAAAUCAUUGUUGAUUAAAUCAGCAGAAGGAAGCUAUGGUUUUGGCUUAGAAGACAAAAACAAAAUGCCAAUAAUUAAAGCAGUAGAAAAAGGAUCAAAUGCUGAGAUGGCAGGCCUGGAAGUUGGAAAGAAGAUCUUUGCUAUUAAUGGUGACCUAAUUUUUUUGAGACCCUUCAGUGAAGUGGAUAGCUUUCUGAAAGCAUGUUUAAGCAGCAGAAAACCCCUCAGGGUGCUUGUGAGCACAAAGCCCAGAGAGACAGUGAAGAUCCCUGACUCCAUGGAUGGGCUUGGAUUCCAAAUACGAGGCUUCGGUCCUUCUGUUGUCCAUGCUGUUGGAAGAGGAACUGUGGCUGCUGCUGCUGGCCUCCAACCUGGACAGUGCAUAAUCAAAGUGAACGGAAUUAACGUCAGUAAAGAAACCCAUGCAAGCGUUAUUGCCCAUGUCACAGCCUGCAGGAAAUACAGACGUCCAAUGCAUCAAGAUUCUAUUCAAUGGGUAUAUAACAGCAUUGAAAGUGCCCAGGAAGAUCUUCAGAAAACAAACUCCAAACCCUUGGGGGAUGAAGGAGAAGAUGCAUUUGAUUGUAAAGUAGAAGAAGUAAUUGACAAAUUUAACACCAUGGCAAUGAUUGAUGGACAGAAAGACCAUGUCAGCCUGACUGUGGAUAAUGUUAAUCUAGAAUAUGGUGUGGUUUAUGAGUAUGACAGUACAGCUGGAAUAAAAUGCCAUGUUUUAGAGAAGAUGAUUGAGCCAAAGGGCUUUUUUACUUUGACAGCAAAGAUUCUUGAAACACUAGCAAAAAGUGAUGAACAAUUUUUGCAAAAUUGUAAUAGCCUAAAUAAUUUAAAUGAAGUAAUCCCUACUGAUCUGCAAAGCAAAUUCAGUACAAUCUGCAGUGAGAAAAUUGAGCACAUCUGCAGAAGAAUCACUAGCUAUAAAAAGUUUUCACGGGUUUUAAAAAACCGAGCAUGGCCGACCUUUAAGCAAGCUAAAGCUAAGAUCUCACCAUUGCACAGCAGUGAUUUUUGUCCAACGAAUUGCCACAUUAAUGUGAUGGAAGUCUCAUACCCUAAAACUUCAACAUCAGUUGGUAGUGCUUUUGGUGUUCAGUUAGACAGCAGAAAACACACUUCAUAUGAAAAAGAAAACAAACAUACUGACCAAGGUAAACUGAGUCCCAUGGUUUAUGUACAACAUACAAUUACUACAAUGGCAGCUCCGUCAGGACAGUCCUUAGGUCAACAAGAUGGCCAUGGUUUGAGAAAUUUGUUAAAAGAAGAGAAUCUGGAAACACAAGAUGUCUAUCAGAAAUUGUUGUGCAAAUUGCAAGCUGCACUGAAGGAAGUGGAAAAUUGUGUCUCUCAAAUAGAUGACCUUUUGUCUUCAAUAACGUGUUCUCCAAAGCCACAACGUAAAAUGCAGGAGUCAUUAGCACCUAUAGACAAUGAUUCUGAAAAAGGAGAACGAAAUGGGAAAAAGGUCUGCUUCAGUGUGACUGGAGAUGAGCAGGAAGAUUCUGGUCAUGACACUAUUAGCAAUCGGGAUUCAUAUAGUGACUGCAACAGCAACAGGAAUUCCAUUGCUUCUUUUACCAGUAUUUGUAGUAGCCAGUGCAGUUCUUACUUCCACAGUGAUGAAAUGGAUUCAGGUGAUGAACUUCCAUUAAGUAUUCGAAUUUCUCACGAUAAGCAGGACAAACUACAUGGUUGUUUGGAACAUCUGUUUAGUCAGGUAGACUCAAUUAUUAAUCUUCUAAAAGGACCUGCUGUAGCAAGAGCUUUUGAGCAGACAAAGUUCUUCACUCCAAGUCGAAGCUUACAAGAGUUUCAGCAGGACAUGGAACCUAAACUCAGUUGUCCCAAGAGGUUACGACUACACAUCAAGCAAGAUCCUUGGAACCUUCCCAGCAGUGUUCGAAACCUUGCACAAAACAUCAGAAAAUUUGUUGAAGAAGUGAAAGCAAGAAUCCUUUUAGCACUCCUUGAAUAUACAGAUAGUGAGAUUCAGCUCAGGCGAGACAUGGUCUUCUGCCAGAGUCUAGUGGGCACAGUUUGUGCCUUUUCAGAGCAACUAAUGGCUGCCUUAAAUCAGAUGUUUGACAACAGCAAGGAAUGUGAAAUGGAGACACAAGAAACCAGCAAAAGGUGGCUGGAACAAAUAUCCAUUGCAGGUGUCCUUCUUAACUUCCAGUCACUAUUGUCACUUAACCUGACUGAUGAACAAUCUAUGCUAGAAGACACAUUGGUUGCGUUGUUUGACCUAGAGAAAGUUACAUUUUAUUUUAAACUAUCUGAACAAGAGCCUGUAGUUGCAAAUAUGCCAAUCCUAUAUCAAGCAGAAGGAAGUCGACAAGCCUUGAAAGUUUACUUUUAUCUUGGUAGUUACAAUUAUGAACAACUUCCUCAAAGGCUGAAGAAUGGUGGAGGUUUUAAAAUUUACCCAGUUCUGUUUGCUCAAGCGCUAGAAAGCAUGGAAGGCUAUUAUUAUAGAGACAAUGUGUCAGUAGAAGAAUUUCAAGCACAGAUUAAUGCAGCGUCACUAGAAAAAGUCAAACAGUAUAACCAAAAACUCAGGGCAUUUUACCUGGACAAGUCAAAUCUUCCGCCUAAUUCAACAUCAAAAGCUGCUUACAUAGAUAAGCUGAUGCGACCCAUCAAUUCAUUAGAUGAACUUUACCGAUUAAUGGUGUCUUUCAUAAGAUCGAAGCGCACAGCAAGCUGUGCUAACACAGCCUGCAGUGCCUCUGGAAUUGGACUGCUGUCAGUUGCUUCAGAGCUCUGUAGCAGACUUGGAGCCUGCCAUAUUAUCUUGUGUAAUAGUGGAGUUCACCGGUGCACUCUUAGUGUCACUCUGGAGCAGGCAAUAAUUCUUGCUCGGAGUCAUGGCCUACCUCCUCGAUAUAUCCUCCAAGCUACAGAUGUGAUGCGCAAACAAGGAGCAAGAGUGCAGAAUACUGCCAAAAAUCUAGGUGUGAGGGAUCGAACACCUCAGUCUGCUCCAAGGUUGUACAAGCUGUGUGAGCCGCCACCUGCUGCAGGAGAGGAGUAAAUAGUCCUAUUUGAAGAGUAAUCAAAAUGCCAAGUUCCAUGACACUGAAGUAAAACCUGAACACAAAAGAUCUUCCACAGAAUGUGCCUUGAGUACUGACAAACUGCAGCACUUAGCUCGGAGUAUGGCUGUGCAAAUGAGGAACAUUUAUUUCUGAGAAGAAAAUAUAGCUGACCUUCUUGUUCUUCCCUGUAGUUUAUAUCUAGUAAUUUUACAUUGGAAUAGAGCUACAAUUUUAAUGGUUACUUCAAUAGUGCACUGGUAGCAGCAUGAACACAAAGAUACAGUAUUUUGUGAAAAAGCCAUAUAGACAAUUAAAAAAAACCAGUGCCUUGAUACUGUGAAAGAUAAAAGGGCAGUUUAAAUUUCCCAUGCUAUGCUUUUGUAGUUCGUAGUACACAUAAUCAUUCCCCCACCAAUAUUCUGUCUUAAUUUUGUAAACUGUAACUCCAUGCAAUUCAACGAGUAUGCAAUUAAACAGUAAAUAGAUAUUCAAAUAUUAUUAGGAAAAAUGGAAAUGCUUCACUUCAGAGUUCUAGGAGAACCAUUGUAACUUCUACCAUCAAGUGAGCUGACAGAGGUAACUGCUUUUGCAUGAAUUAAUCAUGUGAAAAUGUUAUUCCUAAUACUUAGGUCAGAACACACCAGUGAGUCAGAGGAGUGUUUUAUAUGAGUUCCCCGAUUUUUAGUACUGAACUGUCAUUCAGCACAAUAUGUUCAGUUUUGUUCCUGCUGGGAUCAGGCACUGGAAAUGACAGAUUGAUUCUGAUGAGUCAAAAUUCCAUUAGUAUUCCCCUUAAUUGAUAGUUCAGGAAUUAUUGACUGGAGCCUGUUUGGUAUAACAAUCUCUUUAUGCCAAAACUCUGAUCACAUUGAGUUUGAAGAAAUCUCACCUAAGAAUAUAUGCAUUCUGUAAGUGAGAAAGGGAGUAAAAUAUUGACUAAAUGAGAGACCUGCCAGAUGUUGUGUGUUCUAGUUUGCAUAAGGCAAAAACAGACAUCUUUAACUUAAAAUGGGAAGUUGUGUAGUACUUGGAUUUUAAUACUAAAACAUAUUUUUGAAAUGUAAUACUUUCUGCUAGCAUGCACUUCAGCCAUAAAAUCAAAUUUGUGUUUCCAACAGCCAUGGGUUAUAGUAGCAAAAGAUAAGAAAAAUAUUGUGGUAAAAAGCAAAAGAUAAGAAAAAUAUUGUGGUAAAAUAUUUAAAAUGUACCAUGCACAAAUUAUUCAUUUAGAAUUAGAAAAUUAACAGUUCAUCAGCUAAUAAAAUUAACACAAACACAAAUGAACAAACAAAAAUUGAUCCAGAUGAUCACUGGAAAAAGCAUCCUGGAACCUACCUGAUCCAAAAUAAGUCUUAAGUUGUACUAACAAAAAUGAAUGUUAUUAUCAUAUUCCUUGAAUACAUUUUCUUUUCAUCUUUGCUGAAGCAAUGUAGGCCUUUUCUGCACAUGCCAUUUACAAUGUUUCCAGCCUGGAAAUAAGACAUUUCCUCUGUGGAGUUUCACAGUUUUCCUCCUUUGGGUUUGGAAACAUUUCCAAACAACUUUUUAUUCAUUGUUUCUGAAAACACUUUUACAACAGUGUAUUCUUUAAGCAUUUCCAAGCUGAUUUUCCUUGCAGCACAGUCAUAAUUGAAACAUUUGAUCUUUCCCACUGAAAAGCCUGGCUGUUUUCAACACCCCUGUUAAACUCAACUUCCCCCUUGGCACAUAGUCCAUUUUUUCAUGCCUCUCUCCUAACUCCUUUCCCCCCCGUUUCUUAAUUUUUGUCAUUUUGUUUGGGUAUUUUUUCCUGUUUUGGGUAAAUCACUGAAGUAUCAAUUAAACAAAUCUACAAAGCAUCAUUUCAAUUAAUAAGCAAAAAAAACCCCCUCUCUCACAGUGGCAAAGAAACAUUUGGAGGUGGUGAGUGCUGACAAACAUGAAGGGGUGUGUGUGAAAAUGUUCCAGAAACGUUGCAAGUGAUUUGUGAAGAAAAGGCCAUGUCAACAACAGCCACAUUCCUCUCCAACUUUUUCUUAAUCCAAGCAGGCAGCAUCCACUACAAUGUUUUUGAGAAGCAUCCACACAACAGCAUUCCUUAGUUGUUUUCUUCCUGUACUUUCCCCAUAUUCAGUACCUUCAACCUGGUUUGGUAAAUUUUUUCCCAGAAAGAAUGUGGUAUGAAGUCCCAAUCUCAAAUAUCAGAAACAGAAUUUUCUUGAAGGGCAUGAAGAGAAUCAACCUGUUAUGAAUAUUCACUUCAGGGAAGUAGGAGGGAAGUUUCUAUUCUAAAACUAAUGUAAUAGAUUAACCCUGUUUUUCCAUCAUGAUUAAUGACAGUUUUAAUAUGUUGUAGUGAAAUACAAUAGGUGACAUAGAUUAGUUCCCCUUGAGAAAAUGGCUUCUUUGGAGGAUGGAGUCUAUGUCAUUAUACCUUGCUGAGGUUCCUCCUCGGGUUCCAUCCCAACCCAGAAGUUGCAACCCUCUAGCAUUCAAUUUGUUCUUAGGUUUUAGAACUUGAAUGCUUCAAACUAAUGUAUUUAAAAUAAAGUUUAAGAUACUGAAAGUCAUAUAGCAUAUCUACCUGAACCAGCAAAGAAAUGUAUGCUUCUGUGCUCUUAGUUAAGGAACCUGAUAGGUGAACUGAAACUAAAGCUGAAUGCAUUCUUAGAGAAUUCGAGAAAUAUUAUUUGAAUUUAUGUAACUCUGAUAACCCUAAGGCUAUUCAAACAUUUAAUAUUUUCAUGCUGGAUAUUCUGUUUGUCUAUAUAAUACUGCCUUCUAGCCAUAAUGGCUACUAUAGUUCAAAAGCAAAAUUUCAUAUACUACUAUAGUGCCUGGAAUAUAUUUUAACAAUGCAUCCAUUGAUAUUGUUGGCUAUGGUGUUACUAUACUAUAUUUCCACAAUGUACUUCAUUUCCACAAUUUAUAGCAACAUACCAACUUAAAAAAUAUUACAGCAAGUUAUUUAAUCUGUAGCAUCUUGUAUAUAGUGUAAGAAGUCCAGUAAAUUUAUGUGCUCCUUGAGAAAAAAAACACACAGGUAGGUAGGAUUUUUAUUGAAUUUUUAGCAGGAUUAGAUUUUGCAGAGGGAGAAUCUAUUUUUGUACUUACUCAAGUGAGGUCUAGAGCAUUUAAAAAUAUAAAUACAUGUAAAGACAUUUACGAAGUAUAUCAGCAGUGACUUCUAUAUCUCCCAUAGUUAUAGUUCUUAAAGCUCAACUUGUAUUACAAUUAACAUUGAUAUGAAAUUCCUUUAAAAUAUGGAUUUUUAUAAAAUUAUUUUUCUAUGUAGUGUGUGUUUAGUACAAUAUUACUUAUCAGAUAAUAAAUACAUGCUAUUUUUAUUAGAA